Messenger RNA from Melospiza melodia melodia, 1847 nucleotides. Its product is annotated as haloacid dehalogenase-like hydrolase domain-containing 5. The transcript has 9 exons. The record is from RefSeq and is a predicted model, not a curated record. Gene Ontology annotation, cellular component: mitochondrion. Lineage: Eukaryota; Metazoa; Chordata; Aves; Passeriformes; Passerellidae. Gene Ontology annotation, biological process: glycerophospholipid biosynthetic process. The coding region runs from base 14 to 1297 and encodes 427 amino acids.
CCGCGGGCAGGGGAUGCGCGGGCGGAGCGGGCACAGCGCGCCCCGCGUGCUGCCAUCCUUUGGGUUCCUGUUUGACAUCGAUGGGGUGCUGGUGCGAGGCAGGACCCCCAUCCCUGCUGCCAGAGCAGCCUUUGGCAAGCUGGUGAACCCUCAGGGACAGUUCCUGGUGCCCGUGGUCUUUGUCACCAACGCUGGGAACUGCCUGCGCCAGAAGAAGGCUGAGCAGCUGUCCCACCUGCUGGGGGUUCCAAUUUCCCAAGAUCAAGUGAUGAUGUCCCACAGUCCCCUGCGGAUGUUCAAGCGUUAUCAUAAAAAAUGUGUCCUGGUAUCUGGACAAGGACCCCUUCUUGAUAUUGCUCGAGACCUUGGCUUCUGCCAGCCCAUCACCAUUGACACUCUGAGGGAGAAACGCCCUCUGCUCGAUGCAGUUGACCAUGACAGAAGACCCAAUGUCCUGUCCCCGUCUGCUGUGGAGCUUCCCAAGAUUGAGGCUGUGGUGCUGUUUGGGGAGCCCGUGAGAUGGGAGACCAGCCUGCAGCUGAUCAUCGAUGUUCUGCUGACCAGUGGCUAUCCUGGCAAUCCCUAUGGGCAGGGGAGCUACCCUCACAUCCCUGUGCUGGCCUGCAACAUGGACCUGAUGUGGGUGGCUGAGGCACAGUCCCCAAGGUUUGGGCAUGGAACUUUCAUGGUUUGCUUGGAAAACAUUUACAAGAAGAUCACUGGCAGAGACCUGAAGUACGAGGCGCUGAUGGGCAAGCCCAGCAGGCUGACAUACCAGUAUGCAGAGCACCUGAUCCGGGCCCAGGCCCUGCAGAGGAGCUGGGAGCAGCCCAUCCAGACCCUCUAUGCUGUGGGGGACAAUGUGAUGACGGAUGUGUACGGAGCCAACCUGUACAACCGCUACCUGCAGCAGAGCUGCCCCCGAGCCCGGCUGCAGGCCCAGGCUGCUGCAGGAACAGCCCCUGCCCAGCUUCCCCAGCACACCCAGCACAUCCAGCCUGGCCUCGGCUGGGACACGGAGCUGGCACCUGCAGGCACAGCCCCUGGCCUCGGCUGGGACACGGAGCUGGCCCCCGCGGCCGCUGCCCGCUGCAGGUCCGUGCUGGUGUGCACAGGGGUGUACGACCCCCCGAGCGAGGGGGCCGUGCCCAGCAGGGACAGCGUGGCUCAGAACGUGUUCCACGGGCACAGGGAUUUCAGCUUCGACCCCGCCCUGGUGGAGCCAGACCACAUUGUGCCCGAUGUGGAUGCUGCUGUGGACCUGGUCUUCCAGCUGGAGAACUUUGCGCCUCGUUGAGUUCCCUCCAGCACACAGUAAAAAUGAGUCCUCAAAGAGAAUUCAGUGACAAAUCCAGCUGCAGCAGCACUGUGAGGAGGCAGCUCCAGAGCCUGGAUUGCACUGACAACUCCCCCUUUGGCACCUGAGGCUGUUACUGAAGCAGCAGACAAUGCACACCAAGAAAUUCAAUAUUUGGCUCCUGUGGAUCACCAACUCCCAAGUGCUGACGCUCAAAUCAAAGAGCCAAGCAAAGAGCAAGGGGUGUUGCUUUGUUUAAUUCACAGCACUUCAAUCAAGUCCAGGAUGUAAAUGUUCCCCUGGGGAGGCACAGCAUUGUUCACACUUGAUUGCAAGCACUGGGAGGGUUAUCUGCACUUCUCCAACACCGAGCAUUUGGGGUUUCAUUCUUCACCUCCCAGACAGCUCUGCUGGAGAGUUUGCUGAGUGGAACAAUUGGAAGUUGCAUGCAUUGCUGGAGCUGAUGGACAUUUGAGGGUAAGAGGAAGUUAGUUCAGCACCAUUUGUUUAAUUAAGAGUACAUUAGGUCAUAUCUUGGUAAAAGUAGACC